Molecule: messenger RNA, 2154 nt
Organism: Pungitius pungitius (ninespine stickleback)
Lineage: Eukaryota; Metazoa; Chordata; Actinopteri; Perciformes; Gasterosteidae
Product: G protein-coupled receptor kinase 5
Exons: 15
Coding region: 208-2037 (609 amino acids)
Biological process (GO): signal transduction; protein phosphorylation; regulation of signal transduction
Cellular component (GO): cytoplasm
Molecular function (GO): ATP binding; G protein-coupled receptor kinase activity
Source: RefSeq, a predicted model, not a curated record
UCCAGGGGGCGUGUCCCCGCUCGGAGGGCUGAGCUCCGCACCUCCAUUCAUUGGACAGGGAGCGCAGGUUAGACAGCAAGCAGCCCGGCUGGCCCUCCUCGUGACCCGGAUCACUCGACUUUCUUCCCUUCAUUCCUCUCACAUGAACCCUGGAUCGGCGCGCGGAUCUGGGACCAGCAGACCGGGACCGAACACCCGCGUUCCGACAUGGAGAUCGAAAGCAUCAUGGCCAACAACUCGCUCAUUAAAGCCAGAGAGGGCGGGGGGGGCAAAGGCCGCAGCCUCAAGUGGAGACACAUGCUGCGCUUCUCUCACGUGACUCAGUGCGCGGACCUGGUCAUAGCUCGGGACUACCUCCACCUGUGUGUGGAGCAGCCCAUCGGGAAGCAGCUGUUCCAGCUGUUCUGCCGCAGUCGCCUGGACCUGCAGAACUACAUCUGCCUGCAGGACGCUCUGGACGCCUUUGAGACCAAGUCGGAUGAGGAGAGGAAAGAUUUUGGCUUCAGCAUCAUUCAGAGAUUCCUCUGGAGUCAGGUAUGCCCACAACACAGAGAACACACACACACACACACAGACACACACACAGUCCCCGUGCUAAUGUCCCGGCCCGUGUCCCUUCAGUCCAAUCAGUGCGUGUCCAUCGUGCAGCAUCACGAGCAGAGCUGCCUCCAGAGUCUGGAGCUCGACCCCUGCAUGGACAUCUUCCACGAGUGCAGGGAGAGCCUCCACCAAUACCUCAGUGGAGAGCCGUUCCUCCAGUACCAGGACAGCAUGUUCUUCGACCGCUUCCUACAGUGGAAGAUGCUGGAGAGAAAGCCCAUCACUAAGCAGACCUUCAGGCAGUACAGACUUCUGGGGAAAGGAGGCUUUGGAGAGGUGUGGGCGUGUCAGGUGAGGUCCACGGGAAUGAUGUACGCCUGCAAAAAGCUGGAGAAGACUCACGUGAAGAAGAGGAAGGGCGAGAACAUGGCUCUCAACGAGAAACAGAUCCUGGAAGGGCUGAACAGCAGAUUUGUGGUGAACCUGGCGUACUCCUACGAGACCAAGCACAUGCUCUGCAUGGUUCUGACCAUGAUGAGCGGCGGCGACCUCAAGUUCCACAUCCACAGAAUCGGCGCCCCGGGUCUCAAAGAGGACCGCGCCCGCUUCUACGCCGCCGAGGUCUGCUGCGGUCUGAUCCACCUCCAUCAGAACGCCAUCUUAUACCGAGACCUGAAGCCAGAGAACAUUCUGCUGGAUGACCUCGGACACAUCCGCAUCUCCGACCUGGGCCUCUCGGUGAAGCUGUCUAAGAGCCGCGUGGUGCGAGGCAUGGUGGGCACGCUAGGAUACAUGGCCCCCGAGGUGAUCAGCCGGCGGCCCUACGGGGUGAGCGUGGACUGGUGGGGGCUCGGCUGCCUCCUCUAUGAGAUGACGGCAGGGCGCCCCCCCCUCCGCAAGGAGGGGGAGCACCUCAACCCCCCCGAGAUGGAGCAAAGGAUCCUGAAGGAGGAGCCGGAGUACGGAGACAAGUUCAGCGAGGAGGCGAAGGACCUCUGCUCCUCACUGCUCAUCAAGGACCCUCUGGAGAGGCUGGGCGGCCAGAGCUCCGGGGGCCAAGAAGUGACGUCGCAUCCCUUCUUCAAAGGGAUCAACUUUCGGAUGCUGUGGGCCGGACAGGUGGAGCCGCCCUUCAAGCCCGACCCCAGACUGGUGUACUGCAGCGACGUCCAGGACAUCGAGGAGUUCUCCUCGGUGAAGGGAGUCAUUCUGGACCAGAAGGACCACGACUUCUACACCAAGUUCAGCACAGGAAGCAACCCAAUACCGUGGCAGAGCGAGAUCAUCGAGACGGGAUGCUUCCGGGAGCUCAAUCAGUUCGGUCCAAAUGGAUCUCGAUCUCCGGACCUCGACUGGUCCCAGAACUCUGGGAUCCCCAAACGCAGCCUGCUGGACCGACUCCGCCGCAAACAGCAUCAUCAUGGAGAAGAAAGCAAACAGCCGUUGGUGACCAAUAGAACCCUCACCACGUCCUGGGUGGGGAGCUACACUCUCUGAGGGGGGGGGGGCGGAGAGAGAACACACGUUUUUUUGUGUUUUUCUACAAUUUUACACAUUGUAUAAAAUUAUGACUAAGUACUUCCUUUUUGAUACAAGUAGCACAGAAUACCAGAC